Molecule: messenger RNA, 3590 nt
Organism: Conger conger (European conger)
Lineage: Eukaryota; Metazoa; Chordata; Actinopteri; Anguilliformes; Congridae
Gene: cyb561
Product: transmembrane ascorbate-dependent reductase CYB561
Exons: 8
Coding region: 626-1387 (253 amino acids)
Cellular component (GO): lysosomal membrane
Molecular function (GO): oxidoreductase activity
Source: RefSeq, a predicted model, not a curated record
CAUUUACUAUUGACGUUAAAUGGCUAACUAGCGCAGGCAAACUGGAUAUAACUAGUUAAGUUGGCUAGCAACGUUACUUCUCGUUCUCCCGCGGCGAACGAAAUAGUUGCUCGUAGUCUAACGUUAGGUGUUGGAAAGACAAUCCCGUUGAGUGCACCGCUGAAAGAGAGUUGCUUUUUACAAGCAAACGAACAUUAGCUAACCAUCAUGUGGGCAAAUAUGUAACCUCAGUAUGUAGUUAGUAGGCACCAGCUAGUUAGUUAUAGCUAGCUAGCAAGUUCCCUCGCAAAGUCUCGGCACUCGUUAGCUCGCCAGCUAGCCAAGUUAACUAGCUAGCUAAUUGAAAAGAUCGAGAUUAAAACAUUAGCUUUACCGAACGACCGAAAACCAUCAAACAUAUUGCUGUAGCUACCUGGACAGUGAGUCUCCGUUUCACUUCUCCUCUACCAACAACAACAUUAAUGAUGACGUCACUGCCUCGUCACGUGAUCCCGACUGAGUACUAAAAAUAGAGCUACUGAGUUACCGACAGCGGACCACACAAUACACCUUAGCUUGAGGUCAUGGACGGAAGAAAGCCAUUACCGGAUUUCUGACGACUGAAAUACAGCAGUGCCUGUAGUCGAUGGCAGACAGUCCGGUGACGCGGCCCAGUCCGGCCGGGCUCCCCUGGUACGUGGCGGGCUCCCAGCUCCUGGGUCUGUCCUGCGUGGUCAUCACCGGGGUGUGGAUGGGGCACUACCGGGGCGGCUACGCCUGGGACGGCUCAGCCAAAGAAUUCAACGUGCACCCCCUCUGCAUGGUCCUGGGACUGGUCUUCCUCUACGGAGAUGCGAUAAUGGUUUACAGAGUGUUCCGAAACGAGAACAAACGCAGUGUCAAAAUCCUCCACGCUGUGCUCCACGUCAUCGCCCUCAUCUUCAGCAUCAUAGGUUUUGUGGCCGUGUUUGAGUUUCAUGCCAAAGCCAAGAUUCCAGACAUGUACUCCCUGCACAGCUGGUGUGGGAUGCUGACGUUCGUUCUCUUCUGCAUCCAGUGGCUGAUGGGCCUGGGCUUCUUCCUGUUCCCCGGGGCGGCGCCCGGCCUGCGCAGCUGGUACCUCUCCCUCCACGUCUUCUUCGGCCUGGCGCUGUUCGCUCUGGCCGUGGCCACCUGUCUGCUGGGGAUCACAGAGAAGCUCCUCUUCAGCAUCAUGGGCACAUACUCCAAGUUUGCUCCAGAGGGGGUGCUGGCGAACACACUUGGGCUGCUGCUGGUAGGUUUCGGUGUCCAGGUGGGAUACAUCGUGACGCGGGAGGAGUUCAGACGCCCCCCACACCCAGAAGAAGAAGCCCUCUCCAUGCACUUCAAGACCCUGACGGAGGGCGAAACCGCCAGCUCCCCUUAGCACUCCCCAGACCAUACUGCACUAGACCUGUGUCAAAUACACAUUGUACAAAAAUUGUUUUGGAUACUUUUCUGGGCUCGAUUGAUCUUGCCUGGUGCAAUUGAGCCAAACAAGAGGACCAGAAGGUUGGGUUUGCACUAUUUCAUAGGUUAUAAUACACUAGAUAAGCUCAGUAAAGCUUAGAAAAGAAUGAAUCCAAAACAAUCAUGUAUCUGACACAGGUCUGCUCUGUGCAACAUGCUGACAAAUCAAUCACAUGUCCAACAGCACCCUCUUGUGCCCAAAUGGAGGUAUCAUCCCAAAUGAAGGAUGAAAGAUAAUGCAGAUACAUUUCGCUUUGCUUGACAUGAUUAAGUCCAGCUAAAAUAAUUAUAUUCCAAAUCUGUAAUCAAGUAACAAUGCAAAUGCAAUGCUUCAGUACUUUUCCAGAACCAAAGAGACCCUUGCCCAUAUCUUUAAUAUCAUUAAUGAGUGCCAUUAUGAAUUACGCUGUUUGACCAUGCUGGGUAAACCGGUUCAAAAACUAUCCUGAAAAGUGCCACUGAAGAGACAAACGCACAGGAACCAGUAGAUCGAUUUUAAACAUGACAGAUUUAUGAAAUACAGAAUGAUUGCAAUGCAUCCUCUAGUUCCUCUGCUCUCCCACUGUGGUAAAAUAUCUGAAAGGCUUUAAUCGUCAAUGAAAAUUAAAUUCCUCUAUGCAUUUAUCUAAUUAGGGCGUCCAAAUAAUGAGACCAUUAGAGCAGUGAAGAGAGCAUUUAAUUUCAGAUCUCAUGUGUUGCAGCAGACCUCCAACACACCCAAUUACAGUAGGAAAUGAGGUAAAGCAGCACACCCCACGGAGAUGCCUGUGAUAAUGAGCAAUGCCCAGUGGCUUAUGUUCUUCUUCACAAUGGAGGUAACCAAUAUGACCGACACGGAUAGCCGUUUCAGAUUCUAAUACUGUGCUAAUUUAACCGAGCGAGAUCAAAUUAGGGCUUAAUACUACAAUAUAUGAAAAAUAUAUACCAUUACUUUGAUUCCUUCCUUUCACAAUUUGCCAUAAUUAUCUAGCUGUAGUGUAAAUACACUGAAGAUUUUCAUCCCCUGAGCUGUAAAAGUUUAAUUUUAUGCAUUGUCUGAGAACCUGAAGCCCCAUCUCCCAAUGCGUACUCUGUGAAGUUCCAUUCCUUCCAUCCAUUACAGCUUGAGAACUAGAAUCCAUGAGCUGCAUCUAUUCCAGCUGCAACCAAAGGGAUAUACUUGUGGUUUAUGACUGUGACUGCAAUCAUACCUUACGACUGUCUGCCGUUUCAUACUCCAGAGCAGUGUUCCUCAUUCCUGGUCCUGGAGAGCAGCAGGGGGCGUGCUGGAUUUAGUUUUUACUCAGCACUGAAUUGUUCAAUUAAAGCAUGAACUACAAAGUUGACUCACCUCGCCUGGUUUCUUGGGUCUGAAUUGGAUUCUGAUAUUAAGGCGAGAACAAAACCCAGCACACACUGCGGCUCUCCAGGGCCAGGGCUGAAGAGCACUGCUCCAGAGUGAAGUUUUUAUGUACACAGCAAUGUGACACACCUGGGUCAAAUAUAUCAUUGUUUUGGACUCUGUGGAUAUUUUUUCGUGUUCAAUUGAUCAGAAGGUUGGGUUUUUGAGAGUAUUUCAUACAGUGGGCUCCAGAAUUAUUGGCACCCUUAAUAAAAAUUGAGAAAAAAGGCUGCAUAUAAUAAACAACACAGAUAAUUAUCUAUAUUUUAUGUUCAAACAUACGGGAAAACUUGUGUACUUGUAUUUCAAUACGUUUCAAUUAUUUUAUUUCGUAAUCUAAUUUUUUCUGAAAACCACUGGUACCAAAAAUUCUUGUAUAAAAAACUAUUAUAUAUGUCUGGAGAAGUCACAGCAAUGACAUCACACUACACUGUAGACUGUUAGUCUGCUGCUGCUUGUAGGAACAGGUGUUGUAAAGGGCAUUAGUGUAAUUGCACUAGUUGUAUUUUCUGGCAGCCUGUGGGUUGUCAUUGUGGCUUUUGCACUACAGUAUUCCCACUAUUUUCAGCACCAGUACAGAGUAAUACUAAUGUGAAUCUGAAAGGGAAUCACUGCUUCAUUCUUUUGCCAUUGACAUCUACUGCUUUUCAAAUAUGUAUCCAUUUUGUGCUAGAUCUCACAUGCUUGCUUAUGAUGUUGCCUUAAUUAAAGAUUGUGUCAUUAUGUUGAAACUGACAAA